UGAGAGCUCCAGCCUUCCGUAUCCGUGGUCCUACUUCCGCAAACGCAGGGGGAAUUGGCCCGAGAGCUUCGUUGGGGCUGAUGAGAUCCCGGAACGGUGCAGGUUUGCUUGUUGGCACCCGAAAACCCGUCGUGGAGAAAAGCAAUGUUCAAUGUCCCAACGCUGAAAAAGGAGGGGCAGUCAGCAAGUAGUUCGAGCGCGAGGCGGUGUUGGUUCCCUCAAACCCUCCUCAGCUGUCGGACGGUGCCCUCAUCAAUCCUCCCUCCAUCACGAGAACCGCACCAUUUGCAGCAGAAUGCAGCGGCGCGCUCGCACCGACUGGCUGCGGGCCGGCCGUUCUCUGUCAAAAAUAUCGAAACAGGAAGCAGCUCCCGUCUCCAAAUGCACCCGGCUGCAACUCUCGUGCAGGUGGGGAGGUGGGGUGCUUAUCGAAUGGAAGGUUCCUUGGUCUGGAGGGGUUGCAUUCCCGACGCCGGGAACCUAGGAAACCGGCUUCAACUUCCGCCCCGGAUUAGCGCAAUUUGCUGGCUGGCUGACGACCACCGUGCGCGCAAUUUCAGGGGAAAGAAAAACUCUGUUCAUCCAAACAAGAGGAUACGGACGCAGGCCGCCCGUGGCGUCCAGACCUGCCAGAGGUUCGGCCUCCAGUUUUGUUUGCUUAUUCACCUGGAAGUUUUCGCCUCCAACUGAUGCCCUCAGCUGUGAUGGAUGAGGCGGGUGGAUGGGACGUCGUGGUUCUCUGUGGGCUCCUAGGCCAAGCCGCCAAGACAUCAAGCCUGACCGGUGGGUUGUGGAGCACAGCUGCCACCGCGCUGUUGGAACCGAUGAAUCUCCCAUCAUGAUCAGGCAAGCAAUGGUCUGAUGACAGGCUGAUGAGGGG
Parathielavia appendiculata is the source of this 880-nucleotide messenger RNA. RefSeq lists its product as uncharacterized. The coding region runs from base 145 to 690 and encodes 181 amino acids. Lineage: Eukaryota; Fungi; Ascomycota; Sordariomycetes; Sordariales; Chaetomiaceae. The transcript has a single exon. The record is from RefSeq and is a predicted model, not a curated record.